Messenger RNA from Homarus americanus (American lobster), 1373 nucleotides. RefSeq lists its product as uncharacterized. The record is from RefSeq and is a predicted model, not a curated record. Lineage: Eukaryota; Metazoa; Arthropoda; Malacostraca; Decapoda; Nephropidae. Gene Ontology annotation, cellular component: plasma membrane. Gene Ontology annotation, molecular function: zinc ion transmembrane transporter activity. Gene Ontology annotation, biological process: zinc ion transmembrane transport.
AACAUUGCACCAUGAGAAACAGUCGAAGUUUAUGUGCAUUUAUGUUAAUUUACAGUGAUUUAUGAGACGGAAAUACGAGAAUGUUAAUGUUUAAUGAGAUAGAGAAACGAUGUUUAUGUUUGUGUUGAUAUAUUAUCAUGUUCAUUGGUGUUAAUUUACAGUGCUUCAUGAGAGAAAGACAAGCUUGUGGUGGUAAGGUGACCAGUGAGGGAGUUACGGUCGUGCGGGGGUCGUGAAACACCUAGCCUACCACAGUCGUCAUCGUCCACCACCCAGCCACUACACCCCCAUCGUCCUGUCGUCACUCCCAGGCCACCCAUUUUGUGUAUGGUCUGGUAUAACGUCAUCCUACCCAGAACUGCUUGAUCUGAUCGGUGUUCGUUGCUGGCCCCUCACCCACACCCCACCCAGACCGCCUCCCAGCCACUCCCGCCAUCCACUGACUCCACACCACCACCACCAUGGAGUUGCUCACUACUAAAAUCAUCGCCCUCACGUUGAUGGGGGUUCUCUCGCUGUUCUUCGGCCUCCUGCCGCUGCGGAUGAGAAAGUUCUUGGCUCACGGCAGCAGAAAGAGAGAUAGGAUCGUGAGCUGCCUUCUGUGCUUCGGUGGCGGGGUCCUCCUGGCCACUGUGUUCACCCAUAUGCUGCCGGAGACGCGGGAGAACUUCCAGGCGGCCUUCUCCCAGGAGGUGCUCACUGUAGGAGCCGACUACCCCCUGGCCGAGCUCGUCACCUGUGCCGGCUUCUUCCUCGUCUACUUCGUCGAGGAGUUCGUCCACAAGAUUUUCUUCAGACAAGACACACGCAAAAGCCGCAAGCUGACCAAACUCGCCGCCGCCAUCGAAGAGGAGAGCAACAACUCCUCCCACCAGCCCCACAAUCACCACCAUCACCAUCACCACCACCACCACGGCAGCCACAACCACCACCACCAUCACGCACACCACACCAACGGCCACCUCAUCCACAAGGAUGUCCCAAGCAAGCUGGAAGAGGCGCCCGUGGACAAGCAGGAACUGACGAGGUGUUCAGUAUAUUCGGUCACUGCCCCAGGAGAUGACGCUAGUGAUCUCACCCCCAAGUGUAGAUGGGCCGAGACUGGUGUGGACAACCCUGUGUUCGCUGGAGACUUGGACGCCACCACCUGGAACCCGGCCGUCAAGGAGUCCAUCGUCAGUAGCACCCAGUUGACGCCGACCACGCCCCAGGGAGCUGCCAGGGGAAGUACUGUGGUCCCUGAGAUGGUCCAGAUUAGCCAAACUAAUCACGGAGGUCACGGGCACUCCCACCUGGGCAUCACUAAGCUGGGGUCAAAGGGCAUCGCUUCUAACCUACGUUCUCUCCUGGUUAUUCUCGCUCUGUCCUUCCAU